ACAACUUGCAAAGUGGUAAAUAAAGACCGAAAUAAACGCCUCAAAACGAUGUCGAUUUCGGUGAACGCAUUAAGAAACCAGCUGGUGCUGCUCACCGGAUCGUCCGGAAUUCACAAGGAACAGGCGGAUAAGUAUCGGUCGCUACUGGAACAGAUACUGCUCAACACCGGCACCGAGAUGAUCGAUACGCUUAAGCUAUUCAUCGAAGCUAUACUGAACGAGCACGUAAGUCUGGUCAUCUCGCGUCAACUGCUGUCGGAUGUGAGCAAUCAUCUUACCAAACUUCCGGACGAAAUCUCCAAAUCGGUGGCACACUUUACGCUAGACAAGGUGCAACCAAGGGUUAUUUCAUUCGAGGAACAGGUUGCCAGCAUUCGGCAGCAUCUGGCACAGAUUUAUGAACGCAAUCAAAACUGGAAGGAAGCCGCCAACGUGCUCGGUGGAAUCCCCUUGGAAACGGGACAAAAGCCGUACUCGUUGGACUACAAGUUGGAAACUUACUUGAAAAUAGCGCGACUGUUCCUGGAGGACGAAGACCCAGUGCAGGCGGAAGCCUUUAUCAACCGUGCCUCGAUCCUGCAGGCCGACACCAAGGAUGAAAAGCUACAGAUACUGUACAAAGUGUGCUACGCCCGGGUGCUUGACUACCGUCGGAAGUUUAUCGAGGCGGCACAGCGCUAUAAUGAGCUCUCCUACCGUACGAUCGUCGACGAGGACGAAAGGAUGAUGGCGUUACGUAAGGCACUUAUCUGCACGAUACUCGCUUCGGCCGGUCAGCAACGGUCACGCAUGCUGGCCACGCUCUUUAAGGACGAACGCUGCCAACACCUGCCCGCUUACUCCAUUCUCGAGAAAAUGUAUCUCGAUCGAAUCAUUCGCCGGUCGGAGUUGCAAGAGUUCGAAGCGCUCUUGCAGCUGCACCAAAAGGCGAGCACCCUCGAUGGUUCGUCCAUCCUCGAUCGGGCCGUGUUCGAGCACAAUCUCCUGUCGGCCAGCAAACUUUACAAUAACAUUACGUUCGAGGAGCUGGGCGCUCUGCUUGAGAUUCCACCACCAAAGGCGGAACGCAUCGCAAGCCAAAUGAUAACCGAAGGGCGGAUGAACGGAUACAUCGAUCAGAUCGAUGGUGUGGUUCACUUUGAAACACGAGAAGUGCUGCCACAGUGGGACAAGCAGAUUCAAAGUCUUUGCUAUCAGGUUAACGGGCUGAUUGAAAAGAUUGGAGCGGCGGAACCGGAGUGGAUGAGCAAGGUGAUGGAGGAGGACAUGUGUCCAUGAAAGAGCGCUCUCGAUUGCGCUGCCGGAAAGGAUGGUGAUACAAAGCAAAGACGCCCGAUACGCUGAGACAUUGCAGACUAAUCGAAUGUGCAUACCCUUGAUCUUCUGUAAUCUUAACAGGGGUCAUCCAUUCUUCAAUCACCGAUGGAUCGAUAGGAUGGAAAUGCAAGAAUGAAAUACUUGUAAAAUAAUUUGGUCUAUAAUAAAAAUGUGAAAACCGUGCGACGAA
Anopheles coustani is the source of this 1507-nucleotide messenger RNA. RefSeq names its product COP9 signalosome complex subunit 4 (gene CSN4). The transcript has 4 exons. Bases 49 to 1278 code for a protein of 409 amino acids. The record is from RefSeq and is a predicted model, not a curated record. Lineage: Eukaryota; Metazoa; Arthropoda; Insecta; Diptera; Culicidae. Gene Ontology annotation, cellular component: cytosol; COP9 signalosome.